CAUAUAAAACUGUCUUUUUUUCUUUUAAAAAAGUUGCUGGAAUGUGUGGAUACCUGGCUGGAAAGAUAUCCUACUUGCCAAUCUGUAGUGAGAAAUUUAAGAAACUGAAGGAUUCCCCAAUAGGAGAUGUUCUACGACAAGCUCAGAGACAUAGUUCACAUAACCGUUCCAGUCGGAAAUCUGAAUUUUCGGACAUGCCUUCUCAGUCAUUUACUGAAUCUUCUUCUCCAAGAGCUGGAUUCCCACUUUCUUCCAGCUAUUCAGAUGAUUAUAGUUCAACAGAUAGAGCCCUCUCCAGUUAUGAACCUGUUCCAUUCAGUGCUUCCCUGAAUGAAUCCUCACCUACAGGAAUUACUGAUUACACUGUUGAAGAUCCUGCUCCAAUUCCAGAAGAAAGUCGUAAAAAAAAAGGCAUCACAUAUGAGGAAUUAAGGAAUAAACACAGAGAGACGUAUGAGGUAAUGCUACCACCAAAGCCAGAAACUCCAAGCAAGUUUUCACAGGAAAAACCAGUUAAGGAAGUUAAAGUAAAUAAAUAUGGAGAUACCUGGGAUGAGUAAGAGCCAAAUGAAGAACUGAAGAAAAUUCUCUCCCGUCAGCUAACUUGAAAUUCAUCUAGAUUUGUCAGGAGUAUCGGCACCUUUGGUGUGUUCUGCCAAGCACAGCUAUUAAUAAGUGAGGAGCAAAUCCCAACUUGCCAGAAGAUUUUAAAAAAGAAAGUAUUUAGGCUUAAUUUUUUUUGAUUUUGCAUAAAUGGCAAGCAAGGCUAUUGUGAGGUGUCAUGACUAUAAACCAUUUGUGCUAUUGUUUAAGAAUGAAAAGGGUAACUGGCAAUAAAUAAUACAAACAUAUAGCAAAAGGUAAAAAUGUAUGUAAAUAAAUGCAAUCACAUGUAUUGGGAAGGGAAAAACAUCAGAAUCUUCUCAAAUUUUCAAGACUUGCAUUAAAAGUUACCUGUAGAACUCA
Messenger RNA from Phaethon lepturus (White-tailed tropicbird), 966 nucleotides. It is a transcript of the gene OCIAD1, whose product is annotated as OCIA domain containing 1. The annotation marks the transcript as partial. The transcript is spliced from 4 exons. Gene Ontology annotation, cellular component: endosome. The record is from RefSeq and is a predicted model, not a curated record. Lineage: Eukaryota; Metazoa; Chordata; Aves; Phaethontiformes; Phaethontidae.